Messenger RNA from Pieris napi, 2201 nucleotides. Its product is annotated as proline-rich extensin-like protein EPR1. Gene Ontology annotation, cellular component: extracellular region. Lineage: Eukaryota; Metazoa; Arthropoda; Insecta; Lepidoptera; Pieridae. Gene Ontology annotation, molecular function: chitin binding. The record is from RefSeq and is a predicted model, not a curated record. Bases 1 to 2118 code for a protein of 705 amino acids. The transcript has 6 exons.
AUGUUCCACGGGCAAACUGGUUCCGCCCGGGAUUGGAGGUUUAGAAGGCCUUCAAGGUUCCCUGCUCGUGUAGUGCCAAGACCUGGUUACGUUUCAAGACCUACAACAUUUGCACCAAGACCUGAAAUAACAAGUGAGGUGCGACCACAUGUAACCGUUUCUACUACGCAUUGGCCAUCAUCCACUUAUUCUCCACCUAUACGCGGUCCUUCAUUCAACAGGCGACCUAACAUUGUAUGGUCUAGACCAUUCAUAGCCAGCUCCCCAAAACCGAAACCAGCCGUCACCGUCGUAGUUCUUCCUGGUUCUCAUUCCCAUGUACUGCCCACAUCACCCCGACCAUAUUAUGUAUACCCCGAAAAGCCGACUUCAAAACCCGCUGAUAUUCCACUUGCGCCCGAAUCGGACCUAUUAUAUUCAAAACCCGAAUCUCAACCACUCAAUGAACCUGAUGUAUCAUCCAGUUCUAAGCCGAUAAGUGGUAAUUUUGAGCCAGAAAUCAAACCUUCUCCAAAACCCUCUAUUGAAGUUGAACCUGUAUCACAACCUCUUAAGCCUGAAAAUGUGGUCUCACGUGUUCCUGAGUCACAACCUGAAGUCAAACCUGAAUCACAACCCAAACCUCAUGUUGAAAAUGAAACACCUAGCCCAGAACCUCAGGUGAAACCAAGACCUGAACUAGAAGAAGAACCGAGGCUGAAACCUCAGAUAGCACCUAGGCCUGAACCACAAGUGGAACCUAAACCGGAACCACAAGUGGUACCUAUACCAGAACCACAAUUGGAACCUAAACCGGAACCACAAGUGGUACCUAUACCAGAACCACAAGUGGUACCUAUACCAGAACCACAAUUGAAACCUACACCAGAACCAGAAGUGGAACCUGAACCCGAACCACAAGUGGAACCUAAACCUGAACCCGAAUCUUCAUCUGAGCCCAUACCGGAAGUUACUUCUGAACGAUUUGAUGAAGUUGGACUUUCUGGGCCCGAAGCAUCUCCGGCUCCAGAGUUACCACCCGGAGUUUCACCAUCUUCAAAACCUGCUUUAGAAUCAGAAUCCUCAUUCAAACCUUCAAUUGAACCAAUCCCAGUAUCUGUAGUGCCGGCAGAAAUGUCUUCUACACCUUAUGCUGAAGUUCCAUCCGAGCCUUCUCGUCAAUCUUCAACGCCAAGCCCAUUUCCACUUACACCAGAAGCAUCAUCGGAGGGCGAGUUAUUAGAUCACUCAGAAGUUCCGUCUAACCAAAUACGACUUAAAUAUAUACCUGGCAUUGGUAAUUCACGUAAUCCUAUUUCAGCCACCUGGUCAAAGCCUAGUUGGUUCCCUAAGCCUUCUAAGAAACCAGAACAUCCAAAUCCCUGGAAACCAACCCCAAUCCCAAUAUUCCAUCUACCCUCGAGAAUAAGUACCAUUCAGCCACAACCAAAAGCUACUCCACAAAAGCCAGUCUAUGUCCCUGCACGACCUGUACCAACAGCAAGAACACCAAGCGAUGCUUUUGACGUAAUGGCCUUGAUGGAUUAUCAAUGUCAUGAGCCUUAUGGCUACUUUGCAGUACCAACAGAGUGCGAUGCUUUCAUAGAAUGCAAUUCCAAUAGAGCAAGACAAACUAAUUGCCCGGAUGGACUUCACUUUAAUCCUAAAGCUGUAUGGCCAGAAUAUCCAUGUGCUUAUCCGUCAGAAGUUCAAUGUGCCGCUCAUUAUGCGAAACAGGAUCCAAAGCCCACAGCAGAGUGUCCGCGACAAUACGGCUAUUUUGCUUCUCCAUCUGGUGAUUGCGGCCAAUAUAUCAUGUGUCUAGAAGGCAAAGCUACCAAAAUGUCCUGUCCUCCUGGCCUUGCAUUCAAUUUAAAAACAACUGCUUGCGACUGGCCUGCAAAUGUCCCAUCAUGCAACCCUGUUGUUUUUAGAGGCUUUACGUGCCCCGUGCCAGACAUCGGAGAAAAUGGAAAACCUUCCGAUCUGAUUUAUAAAUACAGAUAUGGAAAAAGUUGCAAAAAAUACAUAGCGUGUCAACGAGGAAGUCCACGUCUUCUAAGCUGUGACGAAGGACUUUCUUACGAUGAAGCAUCUCAAAGUUGUAUAGAUGACGAAUUUGUUAAAGAUUGCUCUUAAUAAAAUGUUAUUUUAUAAAUAAUGACGAAUAUUACAAAAAAAUUGUGUAAUAGUUGGAAAUAAAAUAAAAUCGAUUAAAUUUA